Anopheles bellator is the source of this 1235-nucleotide messenger RNA. It is a transcript of the gene mRpS2, whose product is annotated as small ribosomal subunit protein uS2m. The transcript has 3 exons. Gene Ontology annotation, molecular function: structural constituent of ribosome. Gene Ontology annotation, biological process: translation. NCBI's taxonomy places the organism in Eukaryota, Metazoa, Arthropoda, Insecta, Diptera, Culicidae. Gene Ontology annotation, cellular component: ribosome; mitochondrial small ribosomal subunit. The record is from RefSeq and is a predicted model, not a curated record. Bases 113 to 835 code for a protein of 240 amino acids.
CAACAAAAGAACGGGCGUGCGAAGUUCCUUAGUUCCGUAACAAGAUAAACGUUUCGAUUUGGGAUUCCUCGUAUCGUAUUGUAUACGGCUUAAGAACGGAACUAUUACUAUAAUGCUUCGUUGGCGUGCGCUUCCAGUGGGGUUUAGCCGGUGGAUGUCCACCAUUCCGGCGGUGUCGGAGCAACGUGCUGCAGUGGUUGGCCAACCAUCCGAGCCAUUGCAGCAUCCGGAUUACUUUGGAGUUCAUAAACUUUUCACUGUCGAGGAUCUGUUCAAAGCCCGAGUCCACCUCGGACACAAGGAGGGAACGUUGAACGAGAACAUGAAAGGAUAUCUGUUCGGCUGUCGUCUCGGACACUGUGUGAUCGAUUUGGACAAAACGGCCGACCAUUUGAGGGCUGCACUAAACAUCGCGGCCCACAUUGCGUACCGUGACGGUAUCAUUUUGUUUUUCAACCGAAAUGCACUUAACUCUCACCUAGUCGAGCGAACCGCCAAAGAGUGUGGUGAGUUCGCGCACACGCGGUACUGGCGCGGCGGAGUGUUCACCAACGCCAACGUGCAGUUCGGGGCCGUCACCCGUUUGCCGGACCUGUGCAUUUUUCUCAACACCAUGAACAACGUACUGGACAUGCACACGGCCGUACGUGAUGCUGCGAAAAUGAACAUCCCUACCAUCGGCAUCGUAGAUACAAACUGCAAUCCCAAUUUGAUCACUUAUCCCGUGCCAGGCAACGACGACACGCCCGUAGCCAUCGAGCUGUACUGCAGUUUAUUCAAAAAGGCCAUUCUGAUGGGAAAGGAAAAGCGAAAAGAGCACCUCGUGGUGGCCUAGGGAGCAGGAACUGGUUUACGCAGUGAAAAAAAUAAUUUACGUAACUAUGAUGGCUUAUCGAUCGAUCGGCUUGUUUUAUUUCUCACCCACAACCGGCUGGACAUUUACACAGCCUUCCCAUUCGAGCGUUUCAAAGUGCACCUCUCCAGAGUGUUCGCUAACGUAGCCGACGACGCACAGCUUGUUAACCACGACUGCCAGGCGACACAUCCUUGUGAGGUUUUUCACGUCCAACGUUCGUCGACCAUCUUUCAAAACGUGCACCAUGUGCGACGCAUGAAAAUAAAGUGGAUCGCCUGGAUAAAGUAAGAAAUCACAGCCAAACGCGUCUCCAGUCGUUAUGAAUCCUCCCUCGUUCCAUAGGGCUUGAAAGACCCGAUAUUUGGCGUUUUCUUCUGCG